This is a messenger RNA of Gloeophyllum trabeum ATCC 11539, 705 nucleotides long. RefSeq lists its product as uncharacterized. The transcript is spliced from 7 exons. The coding region runs from base 1 to 705 and encodes 234 amino acids. The record is from RefSeq and is a predicted model, not a curated record. Lineage: Eukaryota; Fungi; Basidiomycota; Agaricomycetes; Gloeophyllales; Gloeophyllaceae.
AUGAAUCCGAUCGUCUUUGGCCUCGACUUGAGAAAUAUCAGGCCUUCUGCCUUCAAGUCAAAGAAUAUGUGGAACAAGGCGUACCACCUGCGGUCGGAGCGGUUCAUCCUGUACCAAUUGGCCAUGGUCAUCACGGUCGUGGCGGAGUGUCUGGCCACAUACGCGCUUGACAAAUAUCUCCACCUGCAAGACCAUUCGCAGAAGCGGUACCCAGGAGUAUAUGUAUACAACAACGAUAUAGUGGGCGCGACGGGCCUCACAAUCUUCGCAGGAGUCUUCAAUGCUUGCGUAUUCGGAAGCAUAUUCUUCUUCCUGCUGUUCUGGCCCGAAUCCCGGGAGACGCCCUUCUGGGCAGCCGCCAAACAAGUCGGAGCCGUGGUAGCGAUGUUGUCAGUCUUGGCUGCAUCGAUCACGUCAACUGUCAUCGGAGCAACACAUUCAGCUACCAUCAGUGGUGUAGACGAAGCCACUAGACAAGCGAUCACCGCUGAAGCUGAGGUACCCUUAAAAUAUAGUCACUACCGCUACAUAAUUGUGUACAUUGUACUCCUUUGGAUAGGCUGGGUAUUCACAUUGGCCAGCACCGUCAUGGUCUUCAUCGCAUCCAACUACUACCUACACCAUCAGCCGGCGCCCCAUCCUACAAGGCAGGGCACAGCUGACUCUGAAAAGGCGCUCCGAAAUGACGGCGCAGCUCAAGCAUAG